UUUUCGGAGAGUUUUUCAUAUUUUUUUCCAACAGUUUCAGAUUCAUGAUUCCGUCUACUUCAACAGAUUUGCCAAUUCCUGAUCAUAUUACUGAAAUUCCAGUAGAGUCCGACUACGAGGACGCGGUGUCAAGUGGCGAGGAGCUCUCAAAAUUGUGUGAUUCCUUAAAAUCUCAUCUGGGUACUGUAACCAAAAUGCGGAGGAGUAAGAAAAGUGUCUCGAAACUUUUGUCGAAUCAGGAACGGAUGGCUCAGUACUAUAGCCGCGAGUCGAGCAGCGAGCACUCGAGUUUGGAAAAGCUUCAACCCGAUGAAAUCAAAAACCGGAGAAUUACGGGGCCAUCAAAGGGGCGACGGAGCAACAGUGGAAGUGACCACAGCAGUGACUGGAAAGUACUCAAUUUGGCGUUCCAAGAAAUGGCUCACUACCCACUUUUAAUGCAGCUCAAUGAGCAACUUAUGGAAAUUUCAAGGCAGCUGAAUAGCGUCGAAACUACCAAUGCACUACAAUUAAAGGUUAUCAUGCAUCUGUUGAAUCGGGUUUCUAAGCGCCGAACCACGUGGACUCAGUCGAUUUGCCGCUUUUUCCGGAAUUUUCAAUUUUUCUUUUUCGCAUUCUCCUGGCCUUUCAUAGCACGGUUACUGUACAUUUCUUACCUUAAAAUGAUGAGAAAUCGAUGAUUUAUUGAUUUUUUAAGAGAACUAGCGUUUUUAUAUAUAAAAAUAAAAUCUAUUUAUUUA
Molecule: messenger RNA, 740 nt
Organism: Caenorhabditis elegans
Lineage: Eukaryota; Metazoa; Nematoda; Chromadorea; Rhabditida; Rhabditidae
Gene: H10E21.1
Product: Transposase
Exons: 5
Coding region: 417-680 (87 amino acids)
Source: RefSeq, marked reviewed